CAAGAAGGUGGUCAUAUCCAUUGGAGCACCAUUCAAAGUCGAGAACUUUCACUUCGAGUAGUACUGUGGCUCCAACCCUGGAAUCUCAUUUGCUGCCCGCGCGCGAAAAAAACCCAUGAACUAUUACAGAUGGAUUAAAAUGUAUCUGACAUAAUUUUCAUAAUCGAUUGUUUUUGUAAGUACAGGGAAGCUUUACAUUUUCGAUUUUAUGAGCAUAUGUUAAACCUGCGAAUUGAUAUACGUAUAUUUAAGAUAUUGAUAUCCAUUCUGCGCAAUGCUUACCUGGACAUUAUGAAGAGCAUUUUGCAUGCUUGGGAAAGAAUAGGACUACAUUGCUGCUAAAUAAUUCUGUUCGCCUCAAUUUAACCACUUGAUAUCGCGCGUGGCUAUCGAAAAAACGGAAUCUUGAUAAGUCACCAAGGUACACGCAGCAGCAAUUUAUUUUUUGACAAAAAUAUGAACCGGUUGUGGAUUGCAGUUUUAGUGGUUUUAACCAUUGCAGUUGUACGAAUGUGUGACUGUCGGAAGGACUCAACAGGUGGUGGACAGGAGAUGUGGGGUCAGCUCCGGGCGCGAGCUAGGGGGCAAGGUCACUCCGCAGGGGGAGCGAACGACGCUGACCCCGCCAGACCAUCCAGAGAAAGCUCGCACAGGUCCUCUCACAAUGUAUCGCACUCCGGUCGCGGGGCUCCUGUGAGCUCAUUAUAUCAACGAGAUAACAGGCACGCGACGGUAAUUAAACCAGUUCCAGCUCCCAUUACAGAAGCUUCCCACCGGGCGGACGAUUCCACCGUUGCACAAGAUGCUGCGCGUAGAGCCGCAAGACAGCUCGGCACCCACCAGUCAUCACAGUACAGACCCCGAAUAAUUUACAGACAGAGCAACAAACCCAGCUCCACGCACACCAGGCGCCUUGCAGGGCCUAAUGUAUGUGGAGGUCACCAGUGCUGCUCUGGAUGGGCUGUGGCUUCUGGGACCAACCGCUGUAUAAAGCCCGACUGCCAGCCCCCCUGCAAAAACCGUGGCUCCUGCAGCAGGCCCCACACCUGUGUGUGCCGCUCUGGGUUCCAGGGGGCCCGCUGCGAGGAGGCUGCCCCAGAGCAGGUGUACAUCCACACCGGAGGGUCCCUGAGGCGCAUCCAGCCAGGCACCAACCCCUUCCAGAGAGAGCAGCCCAGGAGGAAACCCACGGAGAGGCAGGCGGUAGACAUCCCCAGCCCUGAGACCACCAGACAGUCUCUCCAGCCUGUGACCCAGGUGAGGCGAGGACCAGCCGACUCUUCGUCUCCCCAGCAGACUGGGACGUCUCGCACAGUCAAACGAUACCCAUCAUCCACUGGCCCCAUCACCUCCAACGCCCUGCCCAAUGGCAACGGACAUGACAAUGGGAAGGGGAAUGGUCGUAACGGCCACAGACCCACCACCAAUGUCCACACCGACAGACAAGUCAGCGAUGCAGUGGCGCCAGCAGGGGCCAACCUUACCUCCAACCUGGACCGCAUCAAAAUCGUCUUCACCCCCAUGGUGUGUCGGAGGGUGUGCAGUGACGGCCGCUGCUACAACAACUGUGAGAAGGGUGACACCACCACCGUCUACAGUGAGAACCAGCACCAGCCACCCAAGACCCAGGGCUUCAGACUCUUCUUCUGUCAGAUCCCCUGUCUGAGUGGUGGGCGCUGCAUUGGCAGGGACCAGUGCUGGUGCCCAUCAAACUCGACAGGGAAGUUCUGCCACCUCCCGGCCCCCCCUUCUGCCAGACCAACCCUCAGCCGGAAGGACGGCAGCCUGGCCGGACUUAACUCCUCAUCCCACUCCAUGUACACCCUGCCGCUGUCCAAUCAACAAGUCUCUCUACAUCCGUCCCUGGUGAAUGUCCACAUCCAGCACCCCCAUGAGGCUGAGGUCCAGAUCCACCAGGUAGCCCGGGUCAAGCUUGGCCAGAGACCCCCCGCAGCCGAGGGGGGUCACUCUAUACAGCAGCGCUCCCAACCUGGCCUUGGCAACGGCAAUGGGCAUGAGCAUGGGCACUCCAAUGGAAACGGACACGGGAAUGGGAAUGGCCACGGAAACGGACACACCUUAGCCAACGGGAACGGCAGCAGCAACUCCAGACCCCACACUCGGCAGAACGGAUAUGUGGGAAGGUGCUUCCAAGAGACCGUCGAUGGACAGUGUGGGAAGCCUCUUCCUGGCCUGACCAAACAGGAUGACUGCUGUGGAAGUGUGGGAGCCUCAUGGGGCCUGAACAAGUGCACAGAGUGUCCAACCAAACCAGCGUAUGCAGUGAUUGCGAACGGCCAAGUGGAAUGCCCCAAGGGUUACAAGAGGGUGAACCUGACUCAUUGUCAAGACAUCAACGAGUGUCUGAUGAACGGGAUCUGUAAGAACGCUGAGUGUCUGAAUACCAGAGGAAGCUACAGAUGCACCUGUAAACCAGGCUACAUGCUGGACCCUGCCAGGAGCCACUGUGUCUCGGACAAGGCUGUGUCGGACCAGAGGGGGAUGUGUUACCGCUCAGCAUCAGCAGGGACCUGCUCUCUGCCUCUCACCCAGCACAUCACCAAACAGAUCUGCUGCUGCAGCCGUGUGGGCAAGGCCUGGGGCACGGCCUGGGGCACGGUCUGGGGCACGGCCUGCGAGAGGUGCCCUCUGCCAGACACAGACCAUUUCAAGGAGAUCUGUCCCGCUGGCCACGGCUACACAUACUCACGCUCCGACGUGAAGAUCUCCCUGAGACAGCUGGAGGAAGAGGAGCUGAGUAGGACAGGUGUUUCCUGGGAGGCCCAGAACCCUAGCCACCCCCAACUGCCCCAGCAGCCAGCUCAGCCCCCGCAGCAGCUGCCCCACAUCCAACAGACCCCACAGAUCCCACAAUACCCCCACCAUCCACAGCACCCCCAAGAGCUCCCACAGCACUCCCACCAUCCAGAGCAUCCCCAGACACCUCCGAACCCUCAGUACCCUCACACUGUACAACAACCCCAGUACCCUCUCCAUCCAGACCCAGACACACAGCAUCCUGCUGAGGAGACCCACAGCCAGCCACAAGAUGUGGAAAUAUUGAACCCGUCUCCUGUUGCGACAGACUCACCAUUGAAGUACUCAGAUGUGGUAGAGAAAGUCACUCCUGGCUCUCCCGUCAACCUGGGGCCUGAGUCUGAGGGCCAGCGUACAGCCUCCAUCAUCGUGGCCACUCAGGUCACAGAUAUUGACAAGUGCGCCAUCACUCCAACCAUAUGUGGCCAUGGGCUGUGCGUGCCAGUGCAGACAGGCUACACCUGCUACUGUGACCCCGGCUACAAGCUGAGCGCGCUCCAGACCAACUGCAUCGAUGUGAAUGAGUGUGAGGAAGACCCUUGUGGAGGGAAGGGCCGUUGUGUGAACACCUUUGGCUCCUACACUUGCCACUGCUACAGCGGCUACAGCAAGGUCAUCACCCAGAACAGGAAGUUCUGCCAUGAUAUAAAUGAGUGUGACAUGGCCAACAAGUGCCAGGAUGGGGACUGUUUCAACACAGAGGGAUCUUACACCUGUGAAUGCAAGAGUGGCUACGCCAAGUCCUGGAGGGGACAGUGUGAAGAUGUGGAUGAGUGCCGGGACCCCCACUCAUGCCCCAGUGGAAGGUGUGUCAAUGCCCCAGGCUCCUUCCAGUGCCAGGCUUGUGGCCCCGGGUUCAAGGCUGCCAGAGGGAGAUGUCUGGACGUAAACGAGUGUUUGGACCAAUCGGUGUGCUUCCAUGGUAGGUGUGUCAACUCCGAGGGCUCUUACAGCUGUAACUGUUACCAAGGAUACCAGGCCUCUUUGGACAACAACAGUUGUCAAGAUGUGGAUGAGUGUCUGCUCCCUGGUGCCUGCCUCCAUGGCAGGUGUGUCAAUCUGGAUGGCUCCCACAGGUGCAGCUGUAACCCUGGUUACCAAGCCACUCCUGACAGCAGGGCCUGUGAAGAUGUCGAUGAGUGUGCUACUCCUAAUGUGUGCCCCGGGGGAAUUUGCACUAAUACCGAAGGUUCCUACUCAUGCAAGAACUGCAGCCCGGGAUUCCAGCGAUCAGCUGAUGGACAGAGAUGUGAAGAUGUGGAUGAGUGCUCCCAAGCAGACAUGUGUCUAGGAGGGGUAUGUGCCAACACAGAGGGCUCCUUCACCUGCACCAGCUGUAAGGACGGAUACCGGGUUUCCCAGGACAGGCAGAGGUGUGAGGAUAUUGAUGAGUGCCAGUCUGGGUCUGUGUGUGCUAACGGAAUCUGUCUGAACUCUGAGGGCUCCUACUCCUGCAUCACCUGUCCCUCAGGCUACAGCGUCUCCCUUGAUGGAGAGGUUUGUGAAGAUAUUGAUGAGUGUGCGCUGCCCACUACGUGCCCCAAGGGAACAUGCACCAACACAGAGGGUUCUUUCAUCUGCACCACCUGCAGGCCAGGCUACAGAGUGACUGAGGAUGGGCUGGAGUGUGAAGAUGUGGAUGAGUGCUUGGUGGCUAACGUGUGCCCAGGCCAGCUGUGUAGGAAUAGUCCCGGAUCCUUCUCCUGCAGGAGCUGUGGGACUGGCUUUACCCUGUCUGAGGACGGCUCCCACUGCAUGGACAUAAACGAGUGCCUGUCCAUGGGGGUCUGUCCCAUGGGCGUUUGCAACAACACAGAGGGCUCUUACUCCUGUAUGACCUGUGACCUUGGCUACACGCUGGCGCCCAAUAAGCUCUCCUGUGAAGACAUCAAUGAGUGUGAGGACAGCGGUCUGUGUUUGGGAGGACAGUGCACCAACAGCCCCGGCUCCUACAGCUGCUCCUGUCCCCCGGGUCUGGAGCUGGUGGAUGGGACGUCCUGUAGAGGCGGUCAGUGGAGAGAGACAGAGGUGCAGCGAGAAGUCAGAGUGGAGAGGUUCCAAGUCGAAUGGCGCGUUGGAGAUGUUAAUGAGUGCAGUAAGGACGGCGUGUGCUCCCAUGGCCAGUGUCUCAACACAGAUGGCUCCUACCUCUGCCUGUGUGAGGCUGGCUUCAAGUACUCUGCAGACACAGCUGACUGUGAGGAUCAGAACGAGUGUAAGGAGUAUGGUAGCUCGGUGUGUGGCAUCUGGCUCUGUGAGAACACCAUUGGCUCGUAUCGCUGCUUCAUGGGCUGCCAGCCUGGCCUGUAUGGACAGGACAACCCAGACUGUGAUAUCGAUGAGUGUGUGAAUGAGAACAUCUGUGGGGACCAUGGCUUCUGUGAGAACACAGACGGCUCCUACCGUUGUCAGUGUGACCGGGGUUACACCAACCCCCCUGGUGAUGCCGGGGCCCAUGGCUGUGUGGACGUGAACGAGUGUGAGAUGAGCACAGCGCUGUGUGGAGAGGCCCUGUGUGAGAACGUGGACGGCAGCUUCCUGUGCAUCUGCCCCAGCGACAAUGAGGAAUUUGAUCCCAUCACCAGCCAGUGCCGCCCGCAGGCAGCUACAGAUGAAGAUGCUCCUCCUCAUCCUCCUAAGCCAGCCUCGCCCACGGAGGAGCCGAGGAAGGAGUGUUACUACAACCUGAACGAUGCUAACUUCUGUGACAACGUGCUGUCUCGCAACACCACCAAGCAGGAGUGCUGCUGCACGGUGGGGUCCGGUUGGGGGGACGACUGUGAGAUCCACCCCUGCCCUGUCCCAGGGAGAGAGGAGUAUAACCAGUUGUGUCCACAUGGUAGUGGUCUUCUGCCCCAAGCUGUUUCCUCCCACAGCCUGGAACAGCAGAGUUUCAAAGAUGUGGAUGAGUGUAAGAUGUUUGGGCCAGAUAUCUGUAAGAAUGGCCGUUGUUCUAACAUCUUCUCCUCGUACUCCUGCUUCUGCCGUACAGGCUUCUACUACGACAACAUCCGGCUGGAGUGUUUGGAUUAUGACGAGUGCCUGACAGAGAAGGCGUGUGUCUGUGGGGUGUGUGUGAAUACCCCUGGCUCUUUCAACUGCUUCUGCAGUCCUUCUCUGGUCCUGGACACCACCUGCCGCCACUGCAUCAGCGUCAACACCACCGAGGAGAUUGAUGAGCCUGAUGAGGACAUCCAUCUGGACAUCUGCUGGCGGGACAUGAUAGAAUUGUAUGUGUGUAUCCAGCCCCUCAUCGGAUGGAGGACCACCUACACAGAGUGCUGCUGUCUCUAUGGAGUGGCCUGGAGUGAACAAUGUGCCUUCUGCCCCAGUAGGGACUCUGAUGACUACGCAUUACUUUGUAACCUGCCUAGGAGAAGGGGCUCUGACAGUCUACGAGAGCGGCCAGGCAAUGAGUACAGCCCUGGUGUCGAGGGUCCUGAAGGGCCCUAUGUCCCCCCCUACUGGGACAACUAUGAAGGAGUGCCCAUCUCUGGGCCUGGGGGUACCUACUACAGCCCAGAGGACACCCAGGGGAAUACCAACGACUAUGGCUCACGAGUGAGAGACAGAGAACCGUCGCUACGCGUCCCCAUCCACCGGCCAAGAGAGUUCCAGCCUCACCCUGUAGACUCUAACAAUGACCACUAUGAUGGCUUUGAAGGCCUGCGAGCAGAAGAGUGUGGUAUCCUGAACGGCUGUGAGAAUGGCCGGUGUGUGCGCGUGAGGGAAGGUUACACCUGUGACUGCUUUGAUGGAUACGAGCUUGACCUCACCAAAAUGGCCUGCAUCGACAUAAACGAGUGUGAGGACAUCAGUGAUAAAGUGGCGCUGUGUAAGAACGGGGCCUGUACCAACACUGAGGGGUCGUACAAGUGCACCUGCCUGCCCGGCUUCCAGGCCUCCGCCAAGCCCCAUGAAUGUAUCCCAGAGGUCCCAUUGUCUGGCCUCAGAGAGAGUGGCUGGAAACUGAGAGUGUAGCUGUUGGGAGGUUCUACUCUCCUCCCUCCACCCCCCCUCAUCCCCGCCCUCUCACAGGGCCUGGCACUAAACCUCCAAGAACUCUGAAACGUCCACGCUUAUCCCCUAAACACACACACCGACACACAUACAAUUCUCUCAUCAUAUUUUCUUUCUACCGCACAAACAUACUCAUUCACAUUUCCACAAGGGAUCAGAAGCUAUGCAGUGAGUGUAUUCCAUGGGAUAUCCUAUUUCUUAACAUUUGCAUUUUGCCUGAAAGGGAUUUUAUUCAGUGACCCCAGACAGUUUGCUAUGCAUACAUACAUAUCUUAUGCAUUGUUUUUCUCCUCCAUUUAUAUUUUGGGUUAAUUAUUUAUUUCAUGUACAUGACAAGACUCUGCAAAGUUACAAUGAAAAACAUUUGAGGGCACAUAUGGUUUAUAUUAUCUUAUUUGUCAGACCAAUAGACUUUACUAAUGAUGAGAGGAAACAGUGUGAAUCGUUUUUGAAGUUGGAUAACUAAACCUGGAGGAAGCUGAUUGCAUGCCACAUGUUAUUCAUAUUGUAACAUAAUAAUCACAUUGCUAUACAGGGAGUCACUUUGAAACCACUUUUUACUUGUAUUUGGGAUGCUUUUGUGGUCAGCGAGGCCUAGAAAAAGAACCAACCACUACUUCCACUGGUCUUCUGUGUUUCUCUGGGUCUUGAAAAACCACUUGGACUUGCAUAACAGUCCUUAGUCCUCAUCCUCCAAGCUAAAAGGUUCCAAUGGUAGCAAGGUAGUCAGUCACAAGAGCAAGAACUGGGAUCAAACAAGGUCCAGGCUGUUACAAUGUUGCUUCAAUCUGUCACCAGCACAAAAGUAUACUGAAGAAAAAAAGGGCAUUGAGUAUGGGCUUGGAAAGGCUGUAAAUGUAUAUGAUGGUCUAUGAUAGAUAUGUAAUAUGUUUGUAUAGGGUCCACUAGCACUUUCCCACUAGUCAGAGUAAAAGACACGUACAAUAUCCUGAGGCAAAUUUUCCUUACAUUCAACCACACAUUCACAAUUUACUUCAGAUCCCAUGUAAGAACACUCCCAUUGAUGCAUCUCUGAAUGUGAGUAAAGGCUUUGUUGAAAAGGUUUGGGAUAUUUUGUACAGAUCUAGUACUAUGUAUUAAUUUUUUGUUACAUUCUAAUAAUGCAUAUAGUGCAACCAAUAUUUUUGUUUGACCAAAAAAAUCCAGCAUUACAGCUUAGCAAUAUGUAGAUUUAUAUAUAUUUCUGUUAAAAUGUUUUUAAACAUAUCUUUAUGUAUGAGAAAAGUGGUUUACACUGUACCAGAUAAAGUGUAUGUAUCCUGCCCUGUGGAGCAGACAUUGAAAUGUAAUUUUAGGGGAAUGGCAGCACUGUUUUCAACACAAUGUGGUGCCAUUGAUCCUACAAGUACAAAACAAAGACAUGCCUUUUAAAAUGCAACCAUUAUCUGUUGUGCCAUUAAAACUAAGCCUUUUUUGCCUUUCAAA
This is a messenger RNA of Oncorhynchus kisutch (coho salmon), 8283 nucleotides long. Its product is annotated as latent-transforming growth factor beta-binding protein 2-like. The coding region runs from base 457 to 6798 and encodes 2113 amino acids. Gene Ontology annotation, molecular function: calcium ion binding. The record is from RefSeq and is a predicted model, not a curated record. The transcript is spliced from 41 exons. Lineage: Eukaryota; Metazoa; Chordata; Actinopteri; Salmoniformes; Salmonidae.